AUCCACCAUCGCCUCCAAUCAUAUAGGCCCACACGAUAUUCGACAUGACAGCAUCACGAUUAACCCCGCCGAAUCACACUCUAGAGAAGGACGACCCACGAUCGACUCCGCAAAAUGCAAACCCUCGAGAUACUCGACUACGGCGACCCUGUAAACUCGAGCGAUGAGGAAGAAGUCGACGACCUCGAGGAGAAUGCCGAACCUCUCAUACUAUACUUCCAGCCGCCCUUCUACUACCCAAUCUGCAUCGGCAACACCCUGGCCCAGAGAUACCGCAUCGAGCACAAACUCGGCCACGGCGGCUUCUCGACCGUGUGGAUGGCGCACGACGUCCUGACAAACACGGACGUCGCCCUCAAGAUCACGACGCUCGCCAGAGACGAGAUCGAUCGUGAAGGAAAUAUGCAUGAUGAGAUCCGCCGGCGUGUCCAGGACACGUCUAAUCUCCUCCUCGCUCAUCAAGAUGCCUCGUUCUCGCUCCCGAGCUCCCCUGGCGGCGAUGGAUUUCAUCGAGUUUACGUGUUUCCCCUGCGUGGGCCAAGUCUGCAUUCUUGCUUCGCUGUCAUGUCUAUGGCUGAGCGCAUGGCUGCCGCGAAACAGCUGCUCGAAGCCCUAAAACGCCUUCACGACGCUGGUAUCGUGCAUCGAGAUCUCAACGACAAAAACGUCCUAUGCGGCAUCACACCCCUCGACACCCUCCCCACCACAACAAAAUACACCCUCCUCACCCGGCCUAAAAAGAUCCGCCUGCGAACCCCGUCAGGCCUCCUCGGCAACCUCGUCCGUCCCGUCAUCGUCCCGCCCACCCACAUCAACACCCGCUCAAUCUCCCUCUGCGACUUCGGCCUCGCUGCCACAACCCCUGUGUCCAGCUCCACCCCCCAAGGCCCCGGCGCGUGGUGCGCGCCCGAACGCCUGCACGGCUACGCUGCUACCCGCGCCAGCGACAUGUGGAGCUACACCUGCAUUCUCGCGAAGCUGUAUAUUGGGGAACUACCGUGGUCUAUCUACGGCGAGGCGCCGCGCGGGUUUGUGCGUGCGCUGGGGCCGCUGCCGGGGGAGUGGGCGGGGAGGUAUUGGAGGCCUGGGUGGGAGGCGGCGAAGUGGUAUGAUGCCGCGUUGCUGCGGCCGGAGGUGGAGCCGGAGGCUAUGUUGGGGGCGGUGCUGGCGAGGGCGAGGGGGGAUGUUGAAGAGGAGAAGGAGGAGGAGGAGGAGAGGAGGCGGGUUGUGGAGCGGGUGUUGCGGAGGGGGUUUUGUUAUGAUGCUGCGCGGCGGAUUACGGCGGCGGAGUUGCUGGGGGAUGGGGAGUUUUGGGGGGUGUUUGGGCUGUGAUUGGUUGUGUUGUUGGUAUAUUAUUAGCAUGUAGGACUAGGAGUCUUGUUCUAGUAUAUCAGACCAGCUAACCCUCUAUACUCUACAGCAAUGAGAAAGAAAAGGUCUAAUAUCUCUAUAUAUAUAAGCGCU
Molecule: messenger RNA, 1464 nt
Organism: Pseudovirgaria hyperparasitica
Lineage: Eukaryota; Fungi; Ascomycota; Dothideomycetes; Acrospermales; Acrospermaceae
Product: kinase-like protein
Exons: 2
Coding region: 115-1332 (405 amino acids)
Biological process (GO): protein phosphorylation
Molecular function (GO): protein kinase activity; ATP binding
Source: RefSeq, a predicted model, not a curated record